Messenger RNA from Rhinocladiella mackenziei CBS 650.93, 477 nucleotides. RefSeq lists its product as uncharacterized. The coding region runs from base 1 to 477 and encodes 158 amino acids. NCBI's taxonomy places the organism in Eukaryota, Fungi, Ascomycota, Eurotiomycetes, Chaetothyriales, Herpotrichiellaceae. The record is from RefSeq and is a predicted model, not a curated record. The transcript is spliced from 4 exons.
AUGGCCGGACAAAAGCGCAUAACGAAGGAACUGGGGGAGUUGAUGACAUCCCCGCCAGCGGGGAUAACAGUCGAGCUGGUAGACGAGUCGAAUCUAUUUCAAUGGAAAGUCACCAUGGAAGGGCCGGCCGGUUCCCCUUAUGCUUCAGGAAACUUCAAUCUCUCUCUCACCCUGCCUCCCAACUACCCCUUCAAACCACCAACCGUCACUUUCAUCACGAAGAUCUACCACCCGAAUAUCUCAAACGACUCACCACCCAAUUCUGGCAUUAUGUGUCUAGGCAUGCUGAAGGACUCGGAGUGGAAACCGAGUACCAAGAUGAGUGCUGUGCUUGAAUUUGCGAGACAAUUGCUCAAAGAGCCGAAUCCUGACGACGCCGUCGAAGCAAAGAUCGCCGACCAGUUUCGCAACGACCGCGCCGCGUACGAGAAGGAAGCCAAAGAGUGGGUCAAGCGCUAUGCAAGUGGGAAGAAAUGA